AUGCCUACGAAGAAGAAAACACUGAUGUUUUUAUCCAGCUUCUUUACAAGCUUCGGGUCAUUCAUCGUAGUCUGCUCCAUGCUUGGGACUCAAGAAUGGGUCAGCAGUCAAAUUGCCAUCAGUGACUCGUCUUCAAACGGUAGUCUUGUUAUCACCUAUGGACUUUUUCAAGGCAAGAGUCACCAAGAAUUCAGUCAUGGACUUGAGGAAUCACAAAAAGGCUUUGAAGUUCUAGAGAAGUUGAACAAUUCUUCCCGAAGAACGCUGCACCUGGUGGCCGUCCUGCUGCUGGUGCUCAGCCUGUGCACGUCGCUGCUGAGUUCCGGGUUCACCUUCUACAACAGCAUCAGCAACCCCUACCAGACGUUCCUGGGGCCCGUGGGCGUGUACACCUGGAGUGGCCUUGCUGCGUUGUUCGUUUUCCUGACCAUGAUACUGUUCGUGGCCAACACACAAUCCAAUCAUCUCUCGGAAGAGCUGGCCCAGACGCUGUACCCACUGUAUCCGACAACCACCUACAGAGGAACGACCCACAGCUACGGUUACUCGUUUUGGCUCACGCUCCUCGUCAUUCUUCUAAGUGUUGUCACCGUGGUCAUCAUCGUUUUCUACCAGAAGGCCAGGCACCAGCGGAAACAGGAGCAGAGAAAGCCAAUGGAAUACGCUCCCAGGGAUGGAAUUUUAUUCUGA
Molecule: messenger RNA, 690 nt
Organism: Prionailurus viverrinus (fishing cat)
Lineage: Eukaryota; Metazoa; Chordata; Mammalia; Carnivora; Felidae
Gene: CLRN3
Product: clarin 3
Exons: 3
Coding region: 1-690 (229 amino acids)
Source: RefSeq, a predicted model, not a curated record